Messenger RNA from Scylla paramamosain (green mud crab), 2551 nucleotides. Its product is annotated as WAS/WASL-interacting protein family member 3-like. Gene Ontology annotation, cellular component: actin filament. Gene Ontology annotation, biological process: actin filament polymerization. The transcript is spliced from 6 exons. Lineage: Eukaryota; Metazoa; Arthropoda; Malacostraca; Decapoda; Portunidae. The record is from RefSeq and is a predicted model, not a curated record. The coding region runs from base 1 to 1854 and encodes 617 amino acids.
AUGUUCACACUUACUGAGGGCGUGAGGAGAGAGACCUCGCCACUGCUGCAGGAGGAGAGGAAGGACGCGCAGGACAUCCAGGACACUACAGGACACCCGGGGAUCCUCAGAACACAACAGGAAAAACAAGAAGCAAGAACUGUUAACCCUGCCACGCACACCCAGACACAGCAAGGAGUGUUCCGAGGGCGUUCAGACAUUCCCUCAACACUGGGCGAGGCAUUACUGGUCACGCCGGCAAGAAAUUUUUGCUUUAACACUCCUAACUGGAAACUCAAGCUGUGCUCCGCUCUCCACCUCAGUUCCACAUUUUCUCCACCUCGUGUCCUCAGUAGCAGUGAAGUGAGAAAACAAACCCUUAGAAAACCAAAAACCUGUGCGCCCCCAGCGGCUGUUAGCACCCCGGCAGCACACACAGGAAUCCCCAGGCCGUGCUCCGCGUUGCUGCAGGCGUGCGUGACCGGAAGCGCGCAUCACUCAGCGGCUCAUUGGCAGGAACAGUGCGGCAGGAAGGUCGCGGCGCCGCUGCCCCAGUGUCGCGUGGCGGACUGCGCGCCUGACUGGCUCCGAGGGACGCCGGCGGGCGUGAGCGUCUGGCGCGGCGUGACAUGGGCGGCCGCGCGCACGUGGCAGCGCGCUAGCCGGGUUGCGGCGGCAGGCGAUGUCCUUGCAGGACGCCGCCGGCUGCCACCACUGCCACAUUCCACGCGCCCAUCCCCGCUGAGGAGCUCAAGCGCACGCACCCCCUGCGCAGCGGCAGCCCCGGGGGGGAGCGGGGCGGCCCUCACCAGCAGCUUCAGGAAGAAUGUGUCCUUCCUGUACCGCAAGUUCCAUGGGGUGUCGCUGGUCACCCCGCCCCCGCCGCCGCCGCCCCCGCCGCCGCCCGCCCACGGGUGCCAGCCCCUGUGUGCUUCGCCGUCCCGCUCCCACGGCAGCUCCCUGCCCCACUCCCUGCCCCGCUCCUCGCCCCGCUCCUCGCCGCGCUCCACGCCCCACUCCUCCUCCCGCUCUUCGCCGCUGCCAGUCACGGACCUGCGCCCCGCCCUGGUGAUUGACUCCCAGCCCCCGGGGCCGCCCCUGGCUCGCAGGCCCCUACCGCCCCUGCCCAAGGAGAAGCCCAAGCGGCGCGGCUGCGGCGGCCUGCAGGUGGUGCUGAUGGUUGGGGCGUACGCCCUCUUGCUGGUGCUGGUGGUGGUGGUGGGCGUGGUGCUCACCCAGGAGCUGCGCAGGCCGCCCGGUCGCCCUGUGCCGGGCCCACGCCCUGUGGCCAACAGUGGGCAGCCCCUCCCCGUGCGCGUGGUGCGCCCGCGCCCGCGCCCGCAGGACCUCGACUAUGUGGACAUCGAGCCUACCCCCCUGUCCGGUGGCCCCCCGCCUCCCCCAGUCCAGCGCGCCCCACCUCCGCCCCGUCCCGCCCCUCCCCCGGUGAGGCGCCCAUCCUUCUCCGCCGUGGACACAGACUUCAGCCUGACGCAGGGCGAGGAGGACUUCCGCGGGCGCAAGGAGCCUGAGAUCCGCAUCCUCAAGUCGUGGAACAACCAGAACCCUGACGGCACGCUGUCCUGGGGCUACAUCGGCAGCGACGGCAGCUUCAAGAACGAGACUCGCCGGCCACGACUGCGUGGUGCGCGGCGUGUACGGCUACGUGGAGAAGGAGACCGGCAAGCUGCUGUCCUUCCCCUACGUGUCCGGCAACCCCUGCGACCCCAACGAGCCGGACUACUACGACGACUACUACGAUACCGGCGUCGACGACUUCGCGGGCAACCGUGGCCGCGGCUAAGCUGCCCCCUGCCCCUCCCGCCCCCUCGCCCCCUCCCCCUCGUGCCCCUCAGAGCGUGUGAUGUUUUGUAAAGGUUCUUAAACACCUCUUGGUCUUUUCCUACACCCCACACCCCCCCACACCCACGCUUGUCCCCCACACCCACCACUUCCUCCUCCUCCUCCUCCUCCUCCUCCUCCUCCUCCUCCUCCUCCUCCUCCUCCUCCUCCUCCUCCUCCUCCAUCCCUCAAGACAAUUAUCCCUGUACAUUUGUAUUUAUCAAAUGUGUAUUAUGCAAAGUAAAUCUGUACUGUUUUCACUAUCUCUUUCUGUGCCUCCCCUACUCCUGCACCUCCACUACCCCUCCCCUGCCUGCCCGCCCUGCUCCUCCCACCACACCACCACAUCCACCACACGUGCAGUCUCAUGUAGCGCAACACAAGCCAACACACCAAUACCAGAAAAAUGGACAGAUGGACAAAUUAUUCACGUUUCCCCAUUAAAAAAAAAGUAAUUUCCUCCGUUUUCUUUUUAAGUUUAAAGUCUUUUAGUCUCCCCUUGAAAAAUAAAGGUUUAGGAAAAAAUGUAUAUGUGACCUUUAUUAUUAUUAUUAUUAUUAUUAUUAUUAUUAUUAUUAUUAUUAUUAUUAUUAUUAUUUUUCUGUUUUUUUUUUGUUCUUCUGUAUUUUGUGGUACAGAAAUGUGUUCUCUUUAUUACAGUGUCCAUUUCUCUGUAUUUGUAUCCGAACAUUCCUUGGUCUGUUUUGAAAUUAUAGUGUUCUUGAUUUUU